Molecule: messenger RNA, 1044 nt
Organism: Andrographis paniculata
Lineage: Eukaryota; Viridiplantae; Streptophyta; Magnoliopsida; Lamiales; Acanthaceae
Exons: 5
Coding region: 56-973 (305 amino acids)
Source: RefSeq, a predicted model, not a curated record
ACCACGCACUUUCUCUCCCCUCCUUUCCCCUCUCUCUCUCUACAUAUAUAUACAUAUGUGCUUUCCACCAUCAUUUGAAUUUCAGACAAGUGUCAAGAUUUUUCAGACACCAACAAUGGCUGCCACAGCCAGAAUCCUAAGAAUGUCUAACCCUCUUGCCCACAGCCUGUCUCAUGAAGCUUUCUCAAGCUCCACAACUACAGCAGCUGUCUCGAGGGCAAGGAUAAUCAUGUGUCUGAACAAGGAACGGCUGAGCAUCACAACUCGAGCCCACCAGGAGCCGGCUGGUGGAACUUCAAGAAGCGUGCUCGUUAAGGAGCCUGAAAUAGCUAAAAGGGUGGAUUUAGGGGUGCUAUUAAGAUAUGUAGCUGAUAUAAUAUUGUCCCCUACAAUGAAUUUUGUUAGGAAGCAUAGGCCAUGGAGAUUCAACAUUCAGAUGAUAAUGGAGAAGGGUAUUAUAGACUGCAGAUUCUUUACAUUGCUAGCAGUUGCUGGAUCUUUGGUGGGAUCUGUACUUUGUUUUGUUGAGGGAUGUGUAUUGACACUGGGAUCAUAUUUUCACUGCUUUCAUUCAAUUUCUCAAAUGUCAGAACCAGUUAAUGUGGUGCCGACAUUAAUCGAAGCUAUUGAUAUGUUCCUGGUGGGAUCAGCAAUGUUCACGUUCGGGAUGGCUUUACAUGUCAUGUUUGUGGGGCAACAACAUUUUAAAGGGACAGGAUCAACAUUGUCGAGGAACUUCAACCCCCUAAAACUUCGAUCAAUGAUAGGAAUGGAAACACCAAUGCAAGCUAAGUCAAAAAUAGGACAUGCUGUGAUAAUGAUUCUUCAAGAACAAGUGCUGGAUAAGCUCAAGAGCGUACCUGUAACUAACGCGGUGGAUCUCGCCUGCUUUGCUGGUGCCGUGUUCCUCUCCUCUGCUUCAUUAUUCAUCCUCUCCAGGAAUGUUGCUGCUCGUGUCGAGACAAAAAUCUAGACAACAAUGCAUGACAAGUAGUACUACAGCAUAUCAUAGUUUCAACCAUAGAAAACACAGGAGGGUAACCA